AUGGCUGCCCUCAGAAGACCAGCGGACGCCGACACCCAGCUCGCGACCCGAGAGGCCCUCCCUAGAGAGAGCGCUCGGCGCCCGGGGGCGGGCGGCCACCGACUUUCAACCAAUCGCCCCCGGGCAGCGGGGGACCAGCGUCCUGCGGAUCCCUGCACGAGGCACUGCCCGCCCCCCCCCCCCGCCCCCGAAGCGAACCGCCCUCGGAGUCCCAACGGCCCAAGCCUGGGUGGUGGCCGCCGAGAUCCGGAGCAGCUGGGCCACCUGGGUGGUCCGCGGUUGCAGACAGCGGCCUUGCGGCUUGCAGGAGGGGAGGCAAAGGGCAGCAGCAUGGACCCGCCCGAGGGGGAGGCGGAGGGCCACCCUCCCGAGACCCCGCCCGCGGCGGCGGCGGCGGCGGCCCCGGCCCCCGCGGAGGAUGCCGCCCCGCCCGCUCCCUCCGAGGGACAAGGCCUGCGGCCUCCCGGCGCCUCGGUGUCCGAUUACCGCAGUCUCAUCCCUUCGGACGAGGAGGUCAUCCUCCCUGAAGAGGACGAGUCGGCUCCGGGCCGGGUCCGGCCCAGGAUUGGCCCCCGGCCCGUGCAGUCGGGGCUUUCGGAGACGCUUGCCCAGUCGGGCCGGCGUCCCUCCAAAUUCCGCCGCAGCAUGAGUGGCAUCCCGAACUUGCAGGAGACCCUGAAAGAGAGACAGGCAAGAUUUAGAGAAGCAAGGGAAGCCCGAAAAAUGAGCAUCGACCCAUCAUACAAAUAUAUAUUUGAAAUUCUAGCCGACAAACUUGGCCUGGACCUGGUGACUGUCGAAGAAUUAAUAUUGGAUUGCCCAUCACUGGACCCAUUUCUCCGUUUUUUUGAGAAAGAUGGCUAUAAGACAUUGAAGUUUUUGUACCAGGAAGGAGAUGUGCCAGGUCUUGAAUGUGGUCGAACUUUUGCCGGAGUACCAAAGGGCGCAAAGAUAAUGAGAUUGUACAUAGACAGCGCAGCCCCGGAGAAACUGAAAGGACUGUGUGUAUUUUUCGUUCGCUGCCGUAAUGAUGUAGCUGUAAAUACUAAAGGUGUUCAUGAGGAGGUGCUAUUUACUGUCUUGGAUGCCUCAAAAGGACUGUUAAAUGGGAUCAAGAACAUGCUGUCAAACAUAUUUCUACCAGCUAUCCUUGCAACAAACAACUGGGGAGCUUUGAACCAGUCCAAGCAGGGAGAGUCUGAGAAGCACCUUUUCACUGAAACCAUCAACAGAUACCUUUCAUUUUUAGAUGGUGCUCGAAUAAGCAUUGAGGGAACAGUGAUGUUAAAGAAGAUUGACAAUAUCGACUUUUCCAGACUUCACACCUUCGAGGAGGUGACGUCUGCAGCGAGCAAUUCUGAGCUUGUGCAUCAGCUGGAGGAGGUGCUGAUGAUAUGGUACAAGCAGAUUGAGCAGGUCCUGAUUGAGAGCGAGCAGAUGCGGAAGGAAGCCGACGACUCAGGCCCACUCACUGAAUUAGAGCACUGGAAACGUAUGUCAGCCAAGUUCAACUACAUCAUCGAACAGAUUAAAGGGCCCAGCUGUAAGGCUGUCAUAAAUGUGCUCAAUGUCGCCCACUCCAAACUGUUAAAGAAUUGGCGUGAUUUGGAUGCAAGAAUCACUGAUACGGCAAAUGAAUCCAAAGAUAAUGUUAGGUAUCUGUACACUCUGGAAAAAGUCUGCCAGCCACUCUAUAACUAUGACCUAGUUUCCAUGGCACAUGGGAUACAGAACUUGAUCAAUGCCAUCAGAAUGAUUCACAGUGUGUCAAGGUAUUACAAUACGUCAGAGAGGAUGACCUCAUUAUUCAUCAAGGUAACAAACCAAAUGGUGACGGCGUGUAAGGCAUAUAUUACUGAUGGAGGAGUAAACCAUGUGUGGGAUCAGGAAACACCAGUUGUGCUAAAGAAAAUUCAGGAUUGCAUUUUUCUCUUCAAGGAAUACCAGGCAUCUUUUCACAAAACGAGGAAACAGAUUUUAGACUCCUCAGGGGAAAAAUCCUUUGAGGUGUCGGAAAUGUAUAUAUUUGGAAAAUUCGAAGCCUUCUGCAAAAGACUGGAGAAGAUUACGGAAAUGAUAACUAUUGUGCAAAGAUACUCAGCCUUGAGUCACUCUACAAUCGAAGGGAUAGAUAUUAUGGCGAUAAAAUUCAAAAAUAUCUACCAAGGGAUAAAGAAAAACCAAUAUGACAUUCUGGAUCCACGAAGGACAGAAUUUGACACAGAUUUCUUAGAGUUUAUGACAAAAAUCAAUGGUUUAGAGGUACAAAUCCAGGCAUUUAUGAGUAGUACUUUUGGUAAGAUCUUCUCUUCUCAGCUGGCCCUUCAGCUGCUUCAAAGAUUUCAGAAGCUGAACAUUCCCUGUCUGCAGGUAGAAAUCUCUCACACAAUUGAGCAAAUUCUCCAGUGUUAUGUGGCUGAACUUGAAGCUACCAAGAAGCUUUAUCAUUCUCAGAAAGAUGACCCCCCUCUUGCUCGUAACAUGCCCCCCGUAGCGGGCAAAAUUCUUUGGGUGAGGCAGCUAUAUCGGCGGAUAAAUGAGCCCAUCAACUAUUUCUUUAAAAACUCGGACAUUUUGUCAAGUGUUGAAGGGAAAGCUGUCAUCCGGCAAUAUAACAAGAUCUCCUAUGCGCUGGUGGAGUUUGAGGUGGUCUACCACACCGCUUGGGUCAAGGAGAUUUCCCAGCUACAGUACGCCUUACAGGCCACGCUCUUUGUGCGGCAUCCAGAAACGGGGAAGUUGCUGGUCAAUUUUGAUCCCAAAAUUUUGGAGAUCGUACGGGAAACUAAGUGCAUGAUAAAGAUGAAGCUGGACGUUCCAGAGCAGGCCAAGAGGCUGCUGAAAUUGGAGACCAAGGUGAAGGCAGACAAACUGUAUUUGCAGGGUCUUCUGCAGUAUUACGACGAGUUAUGUCAGGAAGUCCCUUCCGUGUUUGUCAAUCUCAUGACUCCCAAAAUGAAAAAGGUGGAGUCUGUGUUGAGGCAGGGGCUCACGAUAUUAACGUGGUCGUCGUUGAUGUUGGACAGCUUCUAUCAAGAAGUUGAAUCUGUCUUGGAAAUGUUCCAUCAGCUUUUAAAGAAGGUCAAUGACUUGUGUGAAAUGAACAUUGACACAGUUCUAAAGGAAAUAGCCAAAACCGUGUUAAUUUCCUUGCCGGAAAGCGGUGCGACCAAAGUAGAAGACAUGCUGACCCUCAAUGAGACCUACACAAAAGAAUGGGCCGACAUUCUAAACCACAAAAGUAAGCAUGUGGAAGAGGCUGUGAAGGAGCUGAUAUUAAUAUUUGAGCAGAUUUAUGAAGUGAAGAACACUGGGAAGGCAGGAAAGCCCAUUCCAGAGCAGCGGAAACAUGUUGUGUUUGGAAGCGAGAAUGAAGAGGGCGAUAGCCUUGACUAUGAGGCCGACGUGAAAGACACUGACACCAAUGAUAAAGAAGAUGAGUUUAAAAAGGAAUGCAAAGAAGUCUAUGCUUUUUUCUCUCAUCAAUUACUAGACAGUCUUCAAAAAGCCACACGCUUAUCUUUGGACACAAUGAAAAGGAGAAUAUUUGUUUCAAGCCAGGGACGAAAACGGUCAGAUGAUAUUAUUUCCUUUAUAAGAACUGAAGUACACCUUGCCAUUCCUAAUGUGGUCAUGGUUCCCAGUCUGGACGACAUUCAGCAAGCCAUCAACCGCAUGAUCCAGUUUACGCUGGAGGUCAGCAGAGGAGUGGCUCACUGGGGCCAGCAGCAGGUGCGCAGAAUAAAGUCUGUGGCCAACAGCACCUCCCGCAGUACUGACGUCAACCAGGCAGGCACGGGGAAGCCGCUGAAGAGGGACGAAAGAGCUUUUGAAGAGACUGUGCCUGCAAGGAAACUGAAGAACUUUUACCCCGGGGUGGCGGAGCACAAGGACAUCUCCAAGCUGGUCCUUCUCCUUUCUUCCUCCGUGAAUUCUCUACGAAAGGUGGCCCAAGAGGCCCUGCAGGACUUUCAGAAGUACAAAACCCUCUGGACAGAGGACCGGGAUGUGAAAGUGAAGGAGUUUUUGGCCAACAACCCAUCUCUGUCUGAAAUCAGAUCGGAAAUUCUCCACUACGCAACCUUCGAACAGGAGAUCGACGAGCUGAAGCCCAUCAUUGUCGUGGGAGCGCUUGAACUGCAUACGGAGCCAAUGAAAUUAGCCUUAUCAAUUGAGGCUAAGGCGUGGAAAAUGCUACUGUGUCGGUAUCUGAAUGAAGAAUACAAGAAGAAGAUGUCAGACAUGAUAGCGUUUAUCAAUGAGUAUUUGAAAAAGUUAUCUAGACCUAUCCGUGAUUUGGAUGAUGUCAGAUUUGCAAUGGAAGCCUUGUCCUGUAUCCGUGACAAUGAAAUUCAGAUGGACAUGACUUUGGGACCAAUUGAAGAAGCCUAUGGUAUUUUGAACAGGUUUGAAGUUGAAGUAACCAAGGAGGAAUCCGAAGCGGUUGACACCUUGAGAUAUUCCUUCAACAAGCUGCAGAGCAAAGCCGUUUCCGUGCAAGAUGAGCUAGUUCAAGUGCAGCCCAAGUUUAAAAGCAAUCUGCUCGAGUCUGUGGAGGUCUUUCGUGAUGAUGUCACAAACUUUGCCGAAGCUUACGAGUUGGAAGGACCUAUGGUUCCAAACAUACCUCCCCAAGAAGCUAGCAACAGACUACAAAUAUUUCAGGCCAAUUUCGAUGAUCUAUGGAGGAAAUUUGUUACGUAUUCAUCUGGUGAACAGCUUUUUGGAUUGCCUGUGACUGACUAUGAGGUUUUGCACAAAACCAGGAAAGAACUCAACUUGCUACAGAAGCUGUAUGGCCUGUAUGAUACCGUCAUGAGCAGCAUUAGCGGUUAUUAUGAGAUACUCUGGGGAGAUGUAGACAUUGAGAAAAUCAAUGCAGAACUGCAGGAAUUUCAGAACAGAUGUCGUAAACUCCCGAAGGGACUUAAAGAUUGGCAAGCUUUUCUGGAUCUCAAGAAAAGAAUUGAUGAUUUCAGUGAGUCAUGCCCUCUACUAGAAAUGAUGACCAAUAAGGCCAUGAAACAGAGACACUGGGACCGUAUCUCUGAGUUAACUGGAACCCCAUUCGACGUGGAGUCUGAUUCCUUUUGUCUUAAAAAUAUCAUGGAAGCACCACUCCUUAAAAACAAGGAUGAUAUUGAGGACAUUUGCAUAUCGGCCAUUAAGGAAAAGGACAUUGAAGCCAAGCUGACUCAGGUGGUUGAGAACUGGACCAACCAAAACCUGAGUUUUGCGGCGUUUAAGGGCAAGGGAGAGCUCCUGCUCAAAGGAACCGAAUCGGGAGAAAUCAUCACCCUCAUGGAGGACAGUUUAAUGGUCCUGGGUUCUUUGCUAAGCAACAGAUAUAAUGCACCAUUUAAGAAAAGUAUCCAGAAUUGGGUGUAUAAAUUGUCCACUUCCUCAGAUAUCAUUGAAGAGUGGCUGGUGGUACAGAACCUUUGGGUCUAUCUUGAAGCUGUCUUUGUCGGUGGAGAUAUUGCUAAACAGCUGCCUCAGGAAGCGAAACGUUUCCAGAAUAUCGAUAAGUCAUGGAUAAAAAUAAUGCAGAGAGCUCAUGAGAAUCCCAACGUAAUUAGUUGCUGUGUGGGAGAUGAAACCAUGGGGCAGCUUCUGCCGCAUUUACAUGAACAGCUGGAGGUGUGUCAGAAGUCCUUGACAGGGUAUCUGGAGAAGAAGCGUUUAUUAUUCCCUCGGUUCUUCUUCGUGUCGGAUCCAGUUCUCCUGGAAAUCCUUGGACAGGCCAGUGAUUCCCACACCAUCCAGCCACAUCUCCCUGCAGUGUCUGACAAUAUAAAUGAGGUGACCUUUCACCCAAAAGACUAUGAUCGGAUGAUGGCUGUCAUCUCAAGAGAAGGAGAAAAAAUAGUGUUGGAUAAUUCCGUUAUGGCCAAGGGUCCUGUGGAGAUUUGGCUUUUGGACUUGUUAAAAGUGCAGAUGUUGUCAUUACAUAAUAUAAUUCGGUCUGCAUUCUAUCAAAUCAGCGAUUCGGGAUUUCAGCUCUUACCUUUCCUCCAGCACUUUCCAGCACAGGUUGGGCUUCUGGGAAUUCAGAUGUUGUGGACUCGUGACUCGGAAGAGGCAUUGAAUAACGCGAAAGAUGACAGGAGAAUCAUGCAAAUAACCAACCAGAAGUUUCUGGAUAUUCUGAACACUCUUAUUAGUCAGACGACACACGACCUAUCCAAGUUUGACAGAGUGAAGUUUGAAACCCUAAUCACCAUCCAUGUGCAUCAGAGAGACAUUUUUGAUGACUUGGUAAAAAUGCACAUCAAAUCAGUUACUGAUUUUGAAUGGCUGAAACAGAGCAGAUUCUAUUUUAAGGAAGAUUUGGAUCAAACUGUCGUAUCGAUUACAGACGUUGAUUUUAUUUACCAAAAUGAAUUUCUGGGAUGCACCGACCGCCUGGUUAUCACUCCAUUGACAGAUAGGUGCUACAUCACGCUGGCGCAGGCUCUGGGCAUGAACAUGGGAGGUGCGCCAGCAGGCCCCGCGGGCACCGGCAAGACGGAAACCACGAAGGACAUGGGCAGGUGUCUGGGGAAAUACGUGGUUGUGUUCAACUGCUCCGAUCAAAUGGAUUUCAGAGGCCUGGGAAGGAUUUUCAAAGGUCUCGCACAGUCAGGUUCCUGGGGCUGUUUUGAUGAGUUUAACAGAAUUGAAUUGCCUGUAUUAUCCGUGGCGGCCCAGCAAAUUUACAUCGUUUUGACAGCAAGGAAAGAGAGGAAAAAGCAGUUCAUUUUUUCUGAUGGCGACUGCGUUGAUUUAAACCCAGAAUUUGGAAUCUUCUUAACAAUGAACCCUGGAUAUGCUGGGCGCCAGGAACUGCCAGAAAACUUAAAAAUCCAGUUUAGAACUGUUGCUAUGAUGGUUCCUGAUAGACAGAUCAUUAUGCGAGUUAAACUCGCAAGCUGUGGUUUUCUUGAAAAUGUCAUCUUGGCUCAGAAGUUUUAUGUGCUUUACAAACUCUGUGAAGAGCAGCUGACUAAACAGGUUCACUAUGACUUUGGGUUGAGAAAUAUCCUGUCUGUACUGAGGACCCUUGGAGCCCAGAAAAGAGCCAGACCGGAAGACAGUGAGCUGAGCACCGUCAUGAGAGGACUGAGGGACAUGAACCUUUCCAAACUGGUUGAUGAAGACGAACCUCUGUUCCUCAGCUUAAUCAACGACCUGUUCCCGGGGCUGCAGCUGGAUAGCAGCACCUACGUGGAGCUGCAAGCCGCAGUGGCAAACCAGGUCCAGCUGGAAGGUUUGAUUAACCACCCACCCUGGAACCUCAAACUGGUGCAGCUGUACGAGACGUCUCUGGUGCGGCACGGCCUGAUGACUCUUGGACCCAGCGGGUCCGGGAAGACAGCCGUCAUCACGGUUCUGAUGAAGGCCUUAACGGAAUGCGGGAGACCUCACAGAGAAAUGCGAAUGAACCCCAAAGCCAUUACAGCGCCCCAGAUGUUUGGCCGGCUGGAUACAGCUACCAACGACUGGACAGAUGGGAUUUUUUCUACUCUGUGGAGGAAAACCUUAAAAGCGAAAAAAGGCGAAAACAUUUUCCUCAUUUUAGAUGGGCCCGUGGAUGCCAUUUGGAUCGAGAAUUUAAAUUCUGUGUUGGAUGAUAACAAGACCCUCACGCUGGCUAACGGGGAUCGCAUCCCCAUGGCCCCUAGCUGCAAGCUGCUCUUCGAGGUGCACAACAUCGAGAAUGCCUCCCCGGCUACGGUGUCGCGGAUGGGCAUGGUCUACAUCAGCAGUUCCGCCCUCACCUGGAGGCCCAUCUUGCAGGCCUGGCUGAAGAAACGCACUGCGCAGGAAUCCUCCGUGUUCCUCACUCUGUAUGACAAGGCAUUUGAAGAAACGUACACGUAUAUGAAGCUGAACCUGAACCCCAAGAUGCAACUCUUGGAGUGCAACUACAUCAUGCAGUCUCUCAAUCUUCUGGAAGGUUUGAUUCCCUCCAAAGAAGAAGGCGGUAUUUCGUGUGUUGAACAUCUUCAUAAGCUAUUUGUGUUUGGUCUAAUGUGGAGUUUAGGCGCUCUUCUGGAAUUGGAUAGCAGAGAAAAACUCGAAGCCUUUUUGCGAAGCCAUAGCAGCAAGUUGGACUUACCAGAAAUACCCAGCGGCACCAAUCAUACCAUGUAUGAGUUUUAUGUCACCGAUUACGGUGAUUGGGAACACUGGAACAAGAGACUUCAGCCAUACUACUACCCAACGGACAGCAUUCCGGAAUAUUCAUCAAUUUUGGUCCCAAAUGUUGACAACAUUAGAACGAAUUUUUUGAUAGACACCAUUGCAAAGCAACAUAAAGCUGUUUUGCUCACAGGGGAGCAGGGGACGGCGAAGACUGUGAUGGUGAAGGCGUACCUCAAAAAGUAUGACCCCGAGGUGCAGCUGUCCAAGUGCCUCAACUUCUCAUCCGCCACAGAGCCAAUGAUGUUCCAGAGAACAAUUGAAAGCUACGUGGAUAAGAGAAUGGGGAGCACCUACGGGCCCCCAGGAGGGAGGAAGAUGACAGUAUUUAUUGAUGACAUUAACAUGCCUGUGAUUAACGAGUGGGGAGAUCAGAUCACCAAUGAGAUCGUGCGCCAGAUGAUGGAGAUGGAGGGCAUGUAUAGCCUGGACAAGCCUGGGGACUUCACGACCAUAGUGGACGUGCAGCUCAUAGCGGCAAUGAUUCACCCUGGAGGAGGCCGGAACGACAUCCCGCAGCGCCUCAAACGACAGUUCACCGUGUUUAACUGCACACUGCCUUCAAAUAAUUCAAUAGACAAAAUUUUUGGAAUUAUUGGUUGUGGUUAUUUUGACCCUUGCAGAAAAUUCAAACCUGAGAUAUGUAACAUGGUUGGGAAUUUAGUCUCCGUGGGCAGAGUGCUAUGGCAAUGGACAAAGACCAAGAUGCUGCCCACGCCUUCUAAAUUUCAUUACAUCUUCAAUCUUCGAGAUCUUUCCAGAAUUUGGCAAGGAAUGCUGACCAUCAAAGCCGAGGAGUGUGAAUCGAUUCCUGUGCUCAUGUCACUGUUCAAACACGAAUGCAACAGAGUGAUUGCAGACAGGUUUAUAACCUCUGAAGAUGAGCAGUGGUUUAAUCUCCAACUCAAUCGUGCUGUUGAAGAAAACAUCAGCUCGGACAUAGCGUCGUGCAUUCUUCCCGAACCGUACUUUGUGGAUUUUCUCCGUGACAUGCCCGAACCUACUGGGGAUGAACCCGAAGACACGCUCUUUGAAGUGCCCAAAGUCUACGAAAUGGUACCAUCCUUUGAGUUUCUGGCAGAGAAACUUCAGUUUUACCAGAGGCAGUUCAAUGAGAUUAUCAGAGGAACGUCUCUUGACCUGGUGUUUUUCAAGGACGCGAUGACUCAUCUCAUUAAGAUUUCACGAAUAAUCCGAACUUCCUGUGGGAAUGCCUUGCUGGUGGGUGUUGGUGGCUCGGGAAAGCAGAGUCUUUCAAGACUGGCUUCUUUUAUUGCUGGGUAUCAGAUAUUCCAGAUAACGUUAACUAGGUCUUACAACGUGAACAACCUUAUAGAGGACUUGAAGGCUUUGUACAAGGUUGCGGGGGCUGAGGGGAAAGGCAUCACCUUCAUCUUCACGGACAACGAGAUCAAGGAUGAGGCAUUCCUUGAAUACCUGAACAACUUGCUCUCUUCCGGGGAGAUCUCCAAUUUGUUUGCCCGAGACGAGAUGGACGAAAUCACCCAGGGCCUGAUAUCGGUCAUGAAGAAGGAGCUGCCUCGCCACCCCCCGACCUUCGAUAACCUGUAUGAGUACUUCAUCUCAAGGUCCAGGAGGAACUUGCACGUGGUUCUCUGCUUUUCCCCAGUUGGUGAGAAGUUUCGUGCCCGCUCCCUGAAGUUCCCCGGCUUGAUAUCGGGCUGCACGAUGGACUGGUUCAGUCGCUGGCCCAAGGAGGCUCUGAUCGCCGUGGCCUCCUAUUUCCUCUCGGACUACAACAUUGUCUGCUCCAGUGAGAUCAAAAGACAGGUGGUGGAAACAAUGGGCCUGUUUCAUGACGUGGUUUCUGAGAACUGUGAAAGUUAUUUCCAGAGAUACCGCCGAAGAGCGCAUGUGACUCCCAAAUCGUAUCUCUCGUUUAUAAAUGGUUACAAAAACAUCUACACUGAGAAGGUAAAAUACAUCAACGAGCAAGCUGAGCGGAUGAACAUUGGCCUUGAUAAGCUCAUGGAGGCGAGUGAAUCUGUCGCUAAGCUCUCGCAGGAUCUGGCAGUAAAGGAGAAGGAACUGGCCGUGGCUUCUGUAAAAGCCGAUGAAGUGUUGGCGGAAGUCACAGUGAGUGCCCAGGCGGCAUCCAAAGUGAAGAAUGAAGUGCAGGAGGUCAAGGACAAAGCCCAAAAGAUCGUGGAUGAAAUCGACAGUGAGAAAGUGAAGGCCGAGACCAAGCUUGAGGCUGCUAAGCCUGCCUUGGAGGAGGCUGAGGCCGCCCUGAAUACCAUCAAGCCAAACGACAUCGCGACGGUCAGGAAGCUCGCGAAACCACCUCAUCUUAUCAUGCGUAUCAUGGACUGCGUGUUGCUGCUCUUCCAGAAGAAGAUUGACCCGGUUACUAUGGACCCAGAGAAGCCCUGCUGCAAGCCAUCGUGGGGAGAGUCACUGAAGUUGAUGAGCGCUACGGGGUUCCUGUGGAGCCUCCAGCAGUUCCCCAAGGACACGAUCAACGAGGAGACGGUUGAGCUGCUGCAGCCGUACUUCAAUAUGGACGAUUACAAUUUUGAAAGCGCCAAAAAGGUCUGUGGGAACGUGGCCGGUCUGCUGUCUUGGACACUUGCCAUGGCGACGUUCUAUGGCAUCAAUCGGGAGGUGUUGCCGCUGAAGGCAAACCUGGCUAAACAGGAGGGCCGCUUAGCCGUGGCGAAUGCGGAGCUAGGGAAGGCCCAGUCCCUGCUGGAUGAGAAGCAGGCCGAGCUGGACAAAGUCCAAGCAAAAUUUGACUCUGCGAUGAAUGAGAAAAUGGAUCUGCUCAAUGAUGCUGACAUGUGCCGGAAAAAGAUGCAGGCGGCCUCCACGCUCAUCGACGGGCUGAGCGGGGAAAAAGUGCGCUGGACGCAGCAGAGCAAAGAGUUCAGAGCUCAGAUUAAUAGACUCGUGGGUGACGUCCUGCUGUGCACUGGCUUCCUCUCCUACCUCGGCCCUUUCAAUCAGGUGUUUCGGAACUACCUGCUGAAAGAUCAGUGGGAGAUAGAGCUGAAAGCGCGGAAGAUCCCUUUCACGGAAAACCUGAACCUGAUCGCCAUGUUGGUGGACCCUCCAACUAUUGGCGAGUGGGGGCUGCAGGGGCUGCCGGGAGAUGACCUGUCCAUUCAGAAUGGCAUUAUUGUGACAAAGGCCACCAGAUACCCUCUCCUCAUAGAUCCCCAAACCCAAGGAAAAACUUGGAUUAAGUCAAAGGAAAAAGAAAAUGACUUGCAGGUAACGUCACUAAACCAUAAGUAUUUUCGCACGCACCUGGAGGACAGCCUCUCGUUGGGUCGCCCCCUUCUCAUUGAGGACAUCCGGGAGGAGCUGGACCCAGCCCUGGAUAACGUGUUGGAGAAGAAUUUCAUUAAAUCGGGCACCACUUUCAAGGUGAAAGUUGGUGACAAGGAAUGUGAUAUCAUGGACACGUUUAAACUUUACAUUACUACGAAGCUACCAAACCCUGCCUUUACCCCUGAGAUCAACGCUAAGACGUCUGUCAUUGAUUUCACUGUCACGAUGAAAGGACUGGAAAAUCAGCUCCUCAGGAGAGUAAUUCUAACAGAGAAACAGGAGUUAGAAUCUGAGAGAGUCAAACUCCUGGAGGACGUCACGUUUAAUAAGCGGAAGAUGAAAGAGCUUGAGGAUAACCUCCUGUAUAAAUUAAGUGCUACAAAAGGCUCCUUGGUAGAUGAUGAGUCUCUCAUUGGCGUCCUGCGAAUCACCAAGCAGACGGCCUCAGAAGUCAGCGAGAAGCUCCACGUGGCGGCGGAGACGGAGAUCAAGAUCAACAUGGCCCAGGAGGAGUUCCGGCCGGCGGCCACGCGCGGCAGCAUCCUCUACUUCCUCAUCACCGAGAUGAGCAUGGUGAACAUCAUGUACCAGACGUCCCUGGCCCAGUUCUUGAAGCUGUUCGACCAGUCCAUGGCCAGAUCUGAAAAGUCUCCACUGCCUCAAAAGAGAAUUGCUAACAUCAUCGAGUAUCUGACGUAUGAAGUCUUCACAUACUCUGUCAGAGGUCUCUAUGAAAACCACAAGUUCCUCUUUGUACUUCUCAUGACCUUGAAGAUUGACCUUCAGAGGGGGACAGUUAAGCACAAAGAAUUCCAGGCUCUGAUUAAAGGGGGCGCGGCACUGGACCUGAAGGCCUGCCCUCCUAAGCCGUUCCGCUGGAUCCUGGACAUGACGUGGCUCAACCUUGUGGAGCUCAGUAAACUUCCUCAAUUUGCAGAAAUUAUGAACCAGAUAUCACGCAAUGAGAAGGGGUGGAAAAAUUGGUUUGAUAAAGAUGCUCCCGAGGAGGAGGUUAUCCCUGAUGGAUAUAAUGAUUCACUUGAUACCUGCCACAAACUUCUACUUAUCAGGUCUUGGUGUCCAGAUCGCACUGUUUUCCAAGCAAGGAAGUAUAUUGCAGAUUCUCUGGAGGAGAAAUACACAGAACCAGUCAUCCUGAAUCUGGAGAAGACUUGGGAAGAAAGCGACACGCGGACACCUCUCAUCUGUUUCCUGUCCAUGGGAUCCGAUCCCACCAUUCAAAUCGACGCAUUGGCCAAAAAGCUGAAGCUGGAAUGUCGAACUAUCUCCAUGGGACAAGGGCAAGAGGUGCAUGCUCGGAAGCUCAUCCAGAUGUCGAUGCAGCAGGGUGGUUGGGUUUUACUGCAAAAUUGUCACCUGGGCCUAGAAUUCAUGGAAGAAUUGCUGGAGACACUGAUAACCACCGAAGCCAGCGCGGAUUCUUUCCGGGUGUGGAUAACCACCGAGCCCCACGAUCGCUUUCCAAUCACGUUACUUCAGACUUCUCUCAAAUUCACCAAUGAGCCGCCCCAAGGUGUUCGUGCAGGCCUGAAAAGAACGUUUGCAGGAAUUAACCAAGACCUCCUGGACGUCAGUAACUUGCCCAUGUGGAAGCCAAUGCUUUACACUGUGGCGUUUUUACACUCCACUGUGCAGGAGCGGCGCAAGUUUGGUCCCUUGGGAUGGAAUAUUCCCUAUGAGUUCAACUCUGCUGACUUCUCAGCCAGUGUUCAGUUCAUUCAGAACCACCUUGAUGAAUGUGACAUUAAAAAGGGUGUCUCGUGGAGUACCGUUCGGUACAUGAUUGGAGAAGUACAAUACGGAGGCAGAGUGACAGAUGAUUUUGAUAAACGUCUCCUCAAUUGCUUUGCUAGAGUCUGGUUCAGUGAGAAGAUGUUUGAGCCGUCGUUCCAGUUUUAUACUGGAUAUAAAAUCCCCUUGUGCAAAACCUUGGACCAAUACUUUGAAUACAUCCAGUCACUGCCAUCCCUAGAUAACCCCGAAGUCUUUGGCCUUCACCCCAAUGCUGAUAUCACGUAUCAGAGCAACACGGCCUCCGCGGUUCUCGAAACGAUCACCAACAUUCAACCCAAGGAGAGUGGAGGCGGCGUGGGGGAGACCCGCGAGGCCAUUGUUUACAGGCUGUCUGAAGACAUGCUGAGCAAGCUGCCCCCGGAUUACUUGCCCCAUGAGGUGAAAGCUCGUUUGAUAAAGAUGGGACAUCUGAACUCAAUGAAUAUAUUUCUUCGGCAAGAAAUUGACAGAAUGCAGAAGGUCAUUUCCAUACUCCGCAGUAGCUUGAGUGACCUGAAACUGGCCAUCGAGGGCACAAUCAUCAUGAGCGAGAACUUGAGAGACGCCCUGGACAACAUGUACGAUGCUCGGAUACCUCAGCUCUGGAAGAGGGUGUCCUGGGAUUCCUCUACCCUGGGCUUCUGGUUUACUGAACUUCUGGAAAGGAAUGCUCAGUUUUCAACAUGGAUAUUUGAAGGGAGGCCGAAUGUGUUCUGGAUGACUGGUUUCUUUAAUCCCCAAGGCUUCCUCACAGCAAUGAGGCAGGAAGUGACCCGAGCCCACAAAGGCUGGGCACUGGACACCGUGACCAUCCACAAUGAAGUCCUACGGCAGACCAAGGAGGAGGUCACAACACCCCCUGCGGAAGGCGUGUAUAUUUACGGGCUCUACAUGGAUGGAGCAGCCUGGGACCGGCGGAACGGGAAGCUCACCGAAUCCACCCCAAAGGUGCUUUUCACGCAGUUACCAGUUCUGCACAUCUUUGCGAUUAACUCCACAUCGCCCAAGGACCCCAAGUUGUAUGUGUGCCCUAUUUACAAGAAACCCAGGCGAACAGACUUAACCUUCAUCACUGUGGUAUACUUGCGAACAGUGUUGUCCCCAGAUCACUGGAUCCUGAGAGGAGUGGCCCUGUUGUGCGACAUCAAGUAAGCUCGUUCCCACCUGAUGAGGGCAUGAGGAGAGCUGCCCACAGACCUGCUCUGG
Molecule: messenger RNA, 14478 nt
Organism: Jaculus jaculus (lesser Egyptian jerboa)
Lineage: Eukaryota; Metazoa; Chordata; Mammalia; Rodentia; Dipodidae
Gene: Dnah8
Product: dynein axonemal heavy chain 8
Exons: 94
Coding region: 1-14424 (4807 amino acids)
Biological process (GO): microtubule-based movement
Cellular component (GO): dynein complex
Molecular function (GO): dynein light intermediate chain binding; ATP hydrolysis activity; minus-end-directed microtubule motor activity
Source: RefSeq, a predicted model, not a curated record